This is a messenger RNA of Calliphora vicina (urban bluebottle blowfly), 3773 nucleotides long. It is a transcript of the gene lmd, whose product is annotated as lame duck. Lineage: Eukaryota; Metazoa; Arthropoda; Insecta; Diptera; Calliphoridae. Gene Ontology annotation, biological process: regulation of transcription by RNA polymerase II. Gene Ontology annotation, cellular component: nucleus. The record is from RefSeq and is a predicted model, not a curated record. The transcript is spliced from 4 exons. The coding region runs from base 24 to 3533 and encodes 1169 amino acids. Gene Ontology annotation, molecular function: RNA polymerase II cis-regulatory region sequence-specific DNA binding; DNA-binding transcription factor activity, RNA polymerase II-specific.
UAAGAAAAAUAAAACCCAUAAAAAUGUCUUCCACUUUAAAAAUUAAUACUACCAUGAAUAGCCAAAAUCUAAGCAUUCCCAUACAAAAAUUAUCAACCUUAAAUAUGUACCACGAAAUGGCACAACCAUCGACGCCACCUUACACACCAUUUGCAAACUCCGCCGUAUCGCAGUGCAAUGGACAACAAGUUGAAAAUUACACAGCUACGACAGCACUUUCACCACCAAUGCCAGCUCCAGUAAAUUGCAAUUUAAUGUCUCCACCAUUGAGUGCAACACCAAUAAGCGAACAUUUUCGCGCUUCCCUCUGCAAUUUGAAAUCAUUCAACAGUGGCAGUAAUUAUAACGAUUUUGCCACAGCCGAUGCUCAUUUUCCAGAUUUUUCACAAUUAACAUUUGCAGCUGUUGAAACACCAAGUUCAAUUUAUGGCGGCAUUGGUAUGAACUGUGGCAGUGCAGCCAACCCAGCCAUGGAUGAUGAGGAUUUUCUGCAUAAACGCCAUCAUUCCAUGUGCUAUUCCGGUGGCGAGGAGGAAGAAUUUGGCCAUUUAUCGGAUGGUGAUGUAAAAUGUGAAACGAUGCAAAUACAAGAACAGUCACAACAAGGUGUCUUUCGUUUUGAGCCUGAAGAUAUUGCUCGCUUAAGCGAAACCUGUCAAUAUGAGGAUAUCAAUGGUGUGCCUGUAAUGCCCCAGACACCGUUUACCCCACAAACACCCUAUACACCAUAUCCUUCCACCUACAUGUCAUUUACACCGUCGACAACACAUCAGCCACAACAACAGCAACAACAUAAUGACUAUGACAUGGCCUAUAACAGCCAGCAAAUGGUAAUGCCAACAGCCAUGCAAGAAUGUCAGACAUUAAAUGGCAACAGCAAUGACUGCUUAAAUUUAGAUAUCGAAUAUUAUAAUUAUGAUGAAAUAAAUUGCCAAUCCAAAGAACAAUCACCCUGUUCUUCACCUCCUUUGGAUCCUUGGAUGUCCCUGACAGUAUGCGAUUCCAUGCAACAGCCACCCAGACAAGAGUCACCCAAAAUAAUCAACACCAGCUAUGCUGGCUUCACACCUCCACAACAGAUCAACUAUGAGCCCAGCAUAAAGCAAGAAAAUGUCAUGACAACCAAAUUACCCUCAAUGAUGUCUACCUUUGGCACUCCGAAAUACGAACCCCUAAGUGCCUAUUCCUAUACAAAUUACGGCGAUUAUGGCCAGCAAAGAACUCAUAUUUAUAGUCCUCCUGCCCAGUCAACGACCAACACUUCUGCUCAGUAUUCACAAAAUUUAAAUUCAUUCACCGUCUUGGCUGAUGAUUUCGAAAACUGCAACAUGUUGAAUAUGGACAAACCAAAUAGAGAACACAAAAUAAUAUGGACCAUUAAUGAAUUGGAUGAAAUAAAUGAGGAAAUAAUGAGUGAGUUUUGCAAACAACCCGCACAAAAUAAUUGCGGUUAUGACAGUCAUCACUACUACUGCAGCAAUGAUAAUUCCACCAACACCGAUGAGGAUGAAGAGAAUAAUUUGGAGCUUAUCGAAGAAAUUGAAACAUUUCCCGAGGAAUUGGAAACUGAAAGUGUUGAGGAGGACAAUGAUGAAGUGUUUAUAGUGGAAAAAUGCAAAACUAAUAAGCAGCGCAGAAAACGUUGCACUUCACAAACCUCAAAUGCCUCAUCCACUACUACAGCUAUAUCUGUUGUGGAGCAACCCAUACAGGAGCCCAUGAUUUGUCGCUGGACCGACUGCAAUGAAAUUUUCCCCAAUCAAGUGGAAUUUGUGGCCCAUAUCGAAAAGAGACACGUUGAUGUUAAGAGAGGCGAAGAUUUUUCUUGUUUCUGGCAUGAAUGCCCCAGACGUUACAAGCCCUUCAAUGCUCGCUACAAAUUGUUAAUACAUAUGCGGGUGCACAGUGGCGAAAAGCCAAAUAAAUGUCCGUUUCCUGGAUGUAAUAAGGCAUUUUCGCGUUUGGAAAACUUAAAAAUCCAUCAACGUUCACAUACCGGCGAACGUCCCUAUGGUUGUCAAUACAAAGGCUGUCUAAAAGCAUUCAGCAAUAGCUCAGAUCGUGCAAAACAUCAAAGGACCCACUAUGAUACGAAACCUUAUGCCUGCCAGUUGCCCGGCUGCACCAAACGCUACACUGAUCCCUCUAGCUUGCGCAAACAUGUGAAAAAUCAUGCCUUACGCAAUGCCAAUGGUCAUUUGGGACGCAGAAAAUCGGCAAGUACUGCCACAACAACAACUAACAAAAAAUCAAAUGCCAAAACACGCAGACAUUCGGAAUCAUCAGUGUUGCAAGCCAGUAAAACUAAAAAUAACACUAAUAAUAAUAACAAUAACAUGCAGCCACAAGAAAUUGUCGUACAAGUGCAACAUGGUAACCACAGCAAGCAACGCAGUAACAGCUUCAGCGAAAUGUCAUCAUCAUCAGCAUCGUUAGCCAGCAUUGCAAUGGUAAAUACAAAUUAUGAAAAUAAACAAAAAUUAACAAAUGUGAAUUACAAUAAUACACCAAACAAUAAACAAUUGCAACAACAGCAUCAUAAUAAUCACAAGCAUAUGGUGGUGGCAACAACAAAAACUGAAUCAUCAUUAUUAUUCACAGCUAAUCACAAUUCAAUGAACUUUAAUGAGUUGUCAAAUUGUAUUGUUACCAUUGAACAAUACAACAACAGCAACGAUACAACCACUGUAACCACUGCUCUAGCCGCAUAUAAUUUGGGUAACAAUACAGCAACUGCAACAACAAUAGCAAACAAAACUGGCAACAGCAAUAUCAAUGAAAAUAUUAAUCAAUUAAAUGAAUUUCAACAAUUGCUACAAGUAAAAUCAUCAUCAACCAAAUGCCAGCAACAAACGAAUGCGAGUAAUACUAGCAGUGGCUCAACAGCAUUAACAUGUGAUGUUUUAAAUUACAGCAGCAGCAACACCAACAUCACUAACAACAAUAACAAUGCAAAAUAUGUAAUGGCCAAUACAACAGCAACAACUACAACAAACGGCAUUACCACAAAUUCGAUUAGCACACAAUGCCACAACAACAUCAACAAUCCAACCCACACCAGCAGCAGCAGCUGCAGCAUCAGUCCAAUUCCAGCCACGACGAAUACAACUGACAAUGACAAUGAUACAAAUGAAUUUGUUUCAUUCGAGUAUGUUAAAAAGCUGCUGUCCGAAACAUUCGAUUAUAUGGAUGAGGAUAAUAAUGACAGUUGUUGUGAUAAUAUUGUUCAAAAUACUAAUAUUACAGGAACCUCCUCGGCUGCACCAACUACAUCAUCAUCAUCAACAACAACAUGUGUUGAUGUACUUGCUGCUGCUGUGGCCAGUAGUGGUAUUGGUGUCAUUAGUGCGGAUAAACUUAAGCCCACAACAACAGUAGCAACUACAUUGUCAUCAGCAACAACAACAAUCCCAGCAUUGGUGAAAACAAAUGAAAUUGUUGCUAAUGUGUCUAAUAAAAAUUUACAUAAUGAAAAUGUUGAACAAGAAUUUGCCAAUAAUUUUGACAUGGAUUAUUUGGAAAGUUUUAUGUAGAACAAAAACACAUACAUUUAUUGAUAUUGAAAAAUUGUAUAUAAAUUUACAUUUUAAUUAACUAUUUUUUACUUAGAAUUUAACUAACGAAACAAACCUACCAAAGACAUUAACCAAAAUAAUUUGAAAUCUCAUACUUUGCCUCCUAGAUUUUAAGCAACUUUAAUCAAUCUAACUCUCUCAAAAGAUUCCACCAAAGACAUUGAUAAUUAUUUCUAAAAAACAAAUAUUUUUACUGAU